This is a messenger RNA of Besnoitia besnoiti, 2088 nucleotides long. Its product is annotated as putative glycerol-3-phosphate dehydrogenase (gpdh). The transcript is spliced from 9 exons. Bases 1 to 2088 code for a protein of 695 amino acids. NCBI's taxonomy places the organism in Eukaryota, Apicomplexa, Conoidasida, Eucoccidiorida, Sarcocystidae. The record is from RefSeq and is a predicted model, not a curated record. Gene Ontology annotation, molecular function: glycerol-3-phosphate dehydrogenase [NAD(P)+] activity; protein homodimerization activity; NAD binding. Gene Ontology annotation, cellular component: glycerol-3-phosphate dehydrogenase (FAD) complex; cytosol. Gene Ontology annotation, biological process: glycerol-3-phosphate catabolic process; carbohydrate metabolic process.
AUGAGUGGAUUCCGCGCAGAUCUCUCCAUGCUAUGUCCACCGUUUUUCUGUUCCUCUGUCGUUGCUCGUGUGCAUCGGAAGAGCUUGGAGCCAGGGCGCGUUCAAUUCACAAGUGGCGCCCCUCGUACACCGCAGGCGCAGCAACCCAUCGACGCGUGGGCUGCGGGAAUCUGGCGCAUUGCCCCGAGUUUCUGGGGCCGCUCGCUUGAGAAACUGCCAGCUCUUCCUUUCCUUAACUUUUUCUCCCAACAGAGGUCACGCACCCCAGGAACGAGCCUAGCCAGAAGCGUCACAAAACCCUCUCUGAGUGUGUGUGGGUUGCCGGGUUUUUGUGAAACCCGAAUGCGCUCUGGCCUUCUUUUGGUUUCUUCUGUGGUCGGCUCUGCUCGCACGUUCAUUCUUCUGUUCCUCGUUUUCUUCCUGACUGGUCUCCGCGCCAAUCUCGCCCCUUCCGGCGGCAAGGCGCCCUCGAUAUCUUGUCUUUGUGCCCUCUCUUACUCGAUCCGCACGGGAGCAACAACCCGUCGGGCAGCCGCGUCCUUUUCUCCGUUUUCAGCUUCUUCUCGCUGGGGGUCCAGGGAGUCCACAGGCCGACGGGACACACGAGUUUUUUCGCUCUCUUCGCGAGAUUUUCACACGCAGCGAAGAAAAGGCGAACGCUCUCAGGGUGCAGCCAAGAUGGAUUCCUUCCUUCGCCCACUUCAGCCGAAAAAGUCCCUCUUCCAGGUUCUACAGAAGGGACCGCUGAGGGUCUCCCUUGUCGGGAGUGGAAAUUGGGGUAGCGUCAUCGGCAAGAUCGUCGCACAGAACGCAGAACGUUCUUACGUCUUUCACAAUGAAGUCCGUAUGUGGGUGUUCGAGGAGAUGGUUGGCGGUGAGAAGCUCACAGACAUCAUCAACAGGAAGCAUGAAAAUGUCCGAUAUCUGCCCGGCUACAAGUUGCCCGAAAACUUGGUCGCAGUUCCCGACGUCGUUGAAGCUUGUCGUGACUCCGAUCUCCUUGUCUUUGUGAUGCCCCAUCAGUUCGUCGCGAGGGUCUGCGACCAAAUCGCAAAGGCGCGCGUUGUGCCUGCCCACGCUCGAGCUAUCUCGCUACUCAAGGGCCUGCACGUCGAAGGGGGACGCCCCCAUCUUUUCUCCGAGAUGAUCCGCUCUAGACUAAACAUUGUCGAGUGUGCGGCUCUUUCCGGCGCGAAUGUGGCGAACGACGUCGCGCGAGAAGAAUUCGCCGAAGCAACUAUCGGCCACUCGCCCGACGAGACAGACACGGCGUUGAUAUGGCAGCAACUCUUUGACAAGCCGUAUUUGAAAGUGAACGCUCUCCCAGAUGUAGCCGGUGUACAAGUGUGCGGAGCAGUCAAGAAUGUCGUCGCGCUCGCCGCCGGCUUCUGCGACGGUCUGGGCCUCGGCACAAAUGCCAAGAGUGCGAUCAUUCGCCUCGGCGUUGAGGAGAUGAAGCAGUUUGGAAUGCUCUUCUUUGAUAACGUUAUCGCCGAAACGUUCUUUGACAGCGCGGGGUACGCAGACGUUAUCACGACAGUCUUCGGAGGGCGGAAUGCACGCUGCGCGGCCGAGUUCGUUCGACAAAAGGGAAAAAAGUCUUGGGACGAAAUCGAGGCUGAGAUGCUUAACGGACAAAAGCUGCAAGGCACUCUGACCACUCGCGAAGUUUUCGAUGUCAUUUCCUCGCACGAGGUAGACCAUCUCUUCCCUCUCUUCGCGGUGACUUACGAAAUCGCUUUCAAGGGAAGAGAUCCUGCAGAUCUCAUUCGGGUGUUUGAAACGAAGGAUCUUCGCGCGCACAAGACGCCCGAGGAGUGCAACAUGCUUGUCCUCCCUCCCCUCAUGUCAUCUGCGAGAACGAGGGUGCGUGUAGCGCAGGAGCUUAACAUUCUUAAAUCGUACGCAAGUCGUCAUUGCUUUGGUGCGCUGUUUGUGUUUAUUUUUUGUCAGAUUAAUCGGCUUCAGUCGAUGGUUGACCAUGAACGUUUCAGGGACGAAGAGAAAAAAAUUGUCAAGGAAUACGAGAGGAGGUACACGCAGAUUGAAGGCGUUGGAGAUGUGACGGCUCGCGGUGGUAGCCAGUGA